ACAGCGAUGCCCAAAACCUCCGGUGGGCUCUUAAGUCACGUGACGUAGUGUAGAACCAAAAUGGCCGCUGUUGUAUUUUGACGUAUAAUAGCUAGCUACUUUUCUUUUUGUUUAAUUCUUGAUACAGAUCUAGAAAACGAGAGAGAUUUUGGAGGAACUGUAUCUUCCCAUCCUCUGUAUAUUGGCGUCCUAGUUUUUAUCUUGAGGACAAUCAAGACUGACACGUAUUUGUUUAACGAGUUAGACUAUGCAUAUUCAGUUCUAAUACAAGCUAGCUAGCUGGCUCUGGCUGGCAGACUGAAGCAACUGAAAGUGAAAUAGCUUGCUAACUUAGCUGUGAUGAUGGAGGAGUUGAGCGCAGAUGAGAUUCGCAGAAGGCGACUGGUACGACUGGCAGGAGGUCAGACGUCACAACCCUGCACCCCUCUCAGCACACCCCUGACAUCGCCACAGAGAGAGACUCCACCUGGACCCCUCCCUGGACCCUCAGGUGCUGCACUCCAGCCCGUGCCACCAGCUGCCUCUCAAUCAUUGGGGCUUAAUGUCCACAGUGGCACCCCAGCCACUUCCCCUAUGGGCACCUCUGGGGUGGCAUACGGUAGUCAGAGCAGCGAGGGUGUGAGCUCCCUCUCCAGCUCCCCCUCCAACAGCCUCGAGACCCAGUCCCAGAGUUUGUCCCGAUCGCAGAGCAUGGACAUUGACCCUGCCUCCUGUGAAAAGAGCAUGUCCCAGGUGGAUGUGGACUCAGGGAUAGAGAACAUGGAGGUGGACGACAGUGACCGCAGGGAGAAAAGGAAUUUGGCUGAAAAGGAAACCUCUGCGAGCUCCGAUGUCUCUGAAGAACAGGCUCUGCAGCUCAUUUGUAAGAUCCUCCGCGUAUCGUGGAAGGAGCAAGAUAGAGACGUCAUCUUUCUCCCUUCGCUGGCUGCUGAGUUUCUCCAGAACCCUAAAGAUGUACACUCUGACUUCAAAGACCUCAUCAGCCAGAUCCUGAUGGAAGUCUUAAUGAUGUCAUCCCAGUCACAUGUCCAUAACCCCUUUGCCAGCUUGACCGCCACCUCACAGCCAAUAGCAGCAGCAAAGUCCCCCGACCACCGUCUGACACUGGUGCAGCCCUCUAGCCAAGGUGGCAGCCCAAUGGGCCCCAACGCAGGGUCCUUUGGUGCCAGCUCUCUGUCCAGUCUUGGUGCAUGUGGAGGGGCGAUGUCCUGCGAUUCAGCCAGCGACGGCUUCACCAUUGAAGCCUGCAAAGAGACAGAGAUGCUGAACUACCUCAUUGAGCGUUUUGACAGUGUUGGCAUGGAAGAGAGGAAAGCUCCCAAGAUGUGUAGCCAACCGAAUGUGAGCCAGCUUCUCAGUAACAUUCGCUCUCAGUGUAUCUCCCAUGUUGCCCUGGUCCUGCAGGGCACCCUGACCCAGCCUCGGAGCCCCCUCCAACAGUCCCUGCUGGUACCUUAUAUGCUGUGUCGGAACCUUCCUUAUGGCUUUAUUCAGGAGCUGGUGCGCAUCACCCAUCAGGAGGAAGACGUGUUCAAACAGAUCUUCAUUCCCAUCCUCCAUGGCCUGACGUUAGCAGUCAAAGAGUGUUCCUUUGACAGCGACAACUUUAAAUUCCCCCUCAUGGCAUUAGCUGAGCUCUGUGAAAUCAAGUUUGGAAAGACUCACCCUGUCUGUAAUUUGGUGACCUCGCUGCCUCUGUGGUGCCCCAAACCUCUGAGCCCUGGCUGUGGCAGGGAGAUCCAGAGACUGUCCUACGUUGGAGCGUUCUUUAGCCUGUCUGUGUUUGCUGAGGACGAUACCAAAGUAGGAGACAAGUAUUUCUCUGGCCCGGCCAUCACCAUGGAGAACACGCGAGUGGUGAGCCAGUCAUUGCAACACUACCUGGAGUCUGCAAGGGGUGACAUGUUCAAAAUUCUCCAUAACAUUCUGUUAAAUGGAGAAACGCGUGAGCUCGCCCUUAAUUACAUGGCAGCUCUGGUCAACCACAAUGUGAAGAAAGCCCAGAUGCAGACUGAUGACAAACUGGUGUCGACGGACGGUUUCAUGCUUAACUUCUUAUGGGUGCUGCAACAAUUGAGCAUGAAGAUCAAGUUGGAGACGGUUGACCCUUUCUACAUUUUCCAUCCACGGUGUCGCCUUGCUGUCAGCCUGGAAGAGACUCGUAUCAAAGCCACUAUGGAGGACCUCAAAAGCUGGCUGACUGAACUACAUGAAGAUCGCACCAAGUUCCCAGAGCCCAAAUUCCCCACCGAGUGCUUCUUCUUGACGCUUCACACUCACCAUUUGUCCAUCCUGCCCGGCUGUCGGCGCUACAUUCGCAGAUUGCGUGCCAUCCGAGAACUCAACAGGACCGUGGAGGAGCUCAAAAACAGCGAGAGUCAAUGGAAGGAUUCUCCCUUGGCCAGUCGGCACAGAGAGAUGCUGAAACGAUGCAAAACCCAGCUCAAGAAACUAGUGCGAGCCAAAGCCUGCGCUGACGUGGGCCUUCUGGAUGAGAACCUGCUCCGCAGAUGUCUGCAGUUUUACAGCACAGUUAUUCAGCUCAUUCUGCGUAUGGUGGACCCCGCCUACCCAAACAUCGGCCUGCCACUGAACCCUGAGAUUCCCAAAAGCUUCGCUGCCCUUCCUGAGUUUUAUAUUGAAGACGUGGCAGAGUUUCUGCUUUUCGUUGUGCAGUAUUCUCCCCAAGUUUUGUAUGAGCCAUGCGUCCAGGACAUUGUCACCUUCUUGGUGGUGUUCAUCUGCAGUCAGAACUACAUCAGGAACCCCUACCUUAUCGCCAAGUUGGUGGAGGUGCUGUUCGUCACCAACCCUGCUGUACAGCCUCGUACUCAGCGAUUCUCUGAAAUGAUGGAGAAUCACCCUCUGUCCAUCAAGCAGCUGGUCCCCGCUCUCAUGAAGUUUUAUACCGAUGUUGAGCACACUGGUGCUACCAGCGAGUUCUAUGACAAGUUCACCAUACGGUACCAUAUCAGCACCAUCUUUAAGAGUCUGUGGCAGAACAUCGCUCAUCAUGGCACCUUCAUGGAGGAGUUCAACUCUGGCAAGCAGUUUGUGCGCUACAUCAACAUGCUGAUUAAUGACACGACCUUCCUGCUCGAUGAGAGCCUUGAGUCCCUGAAGCGCAUCCAUGAGAUCCAAGAGGAGAUGAAGAAUAAGGAGCAGUGGGGGCUGCUGCCGAGGGAACAGCAGCAGAGCCGCCAGUCCCAGUUGACUCAGGAUGAGCGGGUGUCUCGCUCCUAUCUGGCCCUGGCCACCGAAACGGUUGAAAUGUUCCACAUCCUCACCAAGCAAGUCCAGAAACCUUUCCUCAGACCCGAGCUGGGACCUCGUUUAGCUGCUAUGCUGAACUUUAACCUCCAGCAGCUCUGUGGGCCCAAAUGUCGGGACCUGAAGGUCGAGAAUCCUGAGAAGUAUGGCUUUGAGCCCAAGAAGCUCCUAGACCAGCUGACUGACAUUUACCUGCAGCUGGAUUGUGCCCGCUUUGCUAAAGCAAUUGCAGAUGAUCAGCGAUCUUACAGCCGCGAACUCUUUGAAGAGGUGAUCUCAAAGAUGCGGAAAGCUGGUAUAAAGUCCUCCAUCGCCAUUGAGAAAUUCAAGCUGCUAUCGGAGAAGGUGGAAGCAAUAGUCGCCAAGAACUCCCAGUCUGAAAUGGACUAUAGCGAUGCACCCGAUGAGUUCAAAGAUCCGCUGAUGGACACAUUGAUGACUGACCCUGUGAUUCUGCCUUCGGGGAACAUCAUGGACAGAUCCAUCAUCUUGCGCCACCUGCUCAACUCCCCCACUGACCCCUUCAACAGGCAACCGCUCACAGAAAGCAUGCUGGAGUCAGUGCCUGAAUUGAAAGAGAGGAUCCAUGCUUGGAUGAGAGAAAAACAGAGCGGACGGCCUCUGUAAGGACCACAGAUGCCUGGCCUGUUAAUCACCAUGAAGGGAUCUGUCCAAAUUGCCUCAAUUCAGUGUCACGACUACCAAUGAGAACAUGGGAGGGGGGGGGGAGACCUGAUUGAUUUUUAUUUGCAUUUACUCUUUUUUUUUUUCUUUUUUUUUUUCCUUAAACCAUUAUCAUGGUUCUAAACACAAAACAUAAUAAAGCGAAGACUUUUAAGUUUUCUCUCAUGAGUUUGUGUAUAUAUCAAAAUGUUUACAUAUAUUUAACAGUAGUUGUUAAUGCAUUAAAAUGCUGCAAAAACAUCUUUCCAACACCAACAGGAUUGGCAGCGCUGUGAACGGUUCCUUUGUUGCUCAUCUUCCUUUACAGUUCUCAUUUUGUUUUGUAACAUUGUGUAUGUUGACUUCAUUUAAUAUGUGAAGUAUUAUUUCAGGGACAGUGGAGGAAAAUGGAAAAAAAUUGGAGUUCAUCAGAGUUCCAAUAAAAUUUUGAGCCUUGAUUUUUCUCCAUAAAAAAUGUGACAAUAAUGGACUUGAGUACACCUAAACUAUGCUGGUGCCCCACAGCUAAAUAUGCACACUUUAUGCUAAUGGUUAAUGUUAACAGCUGAGAGCAACCAUUUGGAAUGUAGUAAGGUAAACUAACCUAAAAGGUCUGCCCCCUUCUUGGCACCACAGUGAGAUGAGCAGUGGCUUACACCAGCCUGCUCACAUCUACACUUUUAGACACAUUCCUCUCCUUCAAUACACCAGAAUUACUAUUUUGUCAGCAUGGCCUAAAGUCCUGCAUUUCCCAAACAGCUCACGGUCAACUGAUAAUAUUUAAGGGAAAGGUGAAGCAACAUGAGAGGAUGAAGCAUGACCAACACAAACAUCUUGGGAAUACACCAUCAAGUCAUCUCACGACCUUUGACCUCUCAAAUGGCACUGUACCUAACUAGACUUUGCUGCCAUCAAUUGUACAGGAAAUUAUUUCCUUUAACCACAUACCUGUUUUGAAAGCUAGGAUUUUGAACUGAAAUAAAUGAUGAUACACAUUAUAACUCGUCAUUGUUAUUUCCUCAUACUGAUAAGUUAAAUUGUUAUAGUAAAUAGAAUAGUCAUAUGAGGACUGACCGCAUAGUUCUCACACAAAUAUACCUGAAAAUAGACAAUAAUGCAAUCCUAAUAAAACUGAAAAAUACUUGUUUCAUCCUGAGUAGAGGAAAGUUAAAUUAAGCAGUGUACAUUUUUAUAUUUACAAUGAUUUGAUAAAUCUCCAGUUAGUAAAACAAGAUAAAUUC
This is a messenger RNA of Menidia menidia (Atlantic silverside), 5174 nucleotides long. Lineage: Eukaryota; Metazoa; Chordata; Actinopteri; Atheriniformes; Atherinopsidae. The record is from the annotation of a GenBank genome assembly.